Messenger RNA from Nasonia vitripennis (jewel wasp), 819 nucleotides. RefSeq lists its product as uncharacterized. The record is from RefSeq and is a predicted model, not a curated record. NCBI's taxonomy places the organism in Eukaryota, Metazoa, Arthropoda, Insecta, Hymenoptera, Pteromalidae. Bases 139 to 669 code for a protein of 176 amino acids. The transcript has 3 exons.
UUUUUUUCAGAUUUCGCUAAUAGUAGUUAUGCACUGGCAUAUGACUGCAGCAUGCCCUGAAGUGAACUAAACAGAGUUGAUUCGUUGCCGGGAUAUGACAUUUCCGAGAAUGACAUAUCUGAUCUAUCAGAACUCUCUAUGAUAGCCAAUAAGCUUGAUUUUGAAACUGCUAUGUUAGAUUACGGUAAUAGCACUGGAGAAUUUAAUGAUACUGCAAUCGAUAUGGAAAUUAACAAAUCCAUUUUUAUUAAUCAAAUUGGUGAUGAAGAAUCAAAUUGUUCAUUUAUAGCGAAGGAAGAAAUAAUUGAUAGCACAAAAAAUGUGAGUGAAAUUAACAAAAUUUACUAUUCACCACAACAAGAAGUUUUCGAAAGUAGUACAUAUGACUCUGAAGACUUGAACUGUGGAAAUUCAAUUUCAACAAGUUCGAUAGAGCAGAUACCUACUUCAGAAACUUCAUUAAAAUGUACCAAUCUAUCAAGAUUUUCUAUAACGAAUGAUACACUUGAUUUUGACAAUACUAUGUCAGCAUUUCUAGAACGGAUUCCUGAUACAAUUAACAAUAAUCUCUCAAAUAAACCGAAAAUUAUAAGUGAUAUCUUACUAAAUAAUUUUGAUUUCGAUAAAAUACCUAUUCUUGACGAAAAUGGACAACAAUUAAUGUACUGAAGUCGCAUGAAUACGAAGAGAAAUUUGAUGAGUACAUAACAAAGGACUUCUAUUCUGCCAACGAAUUGAUAAGCCAUGGUAUUUAUCAUAAUUUUGUCUAAUUAUAUGUAAGUCUGAAAUGAAAUAAGAGACUGAAACUAGCAGCAUAAA